Messenger RNA from Rosa chinensis, 1196 nucleotides. RefSeq names its product transcription termination factor MTEF1, chloroplastic. The record is from RefSeq and is a predicted model, not a curated record. Gene Ontology annotation, molecular function: double-stranded DNA binding. Lineage: Eukaryota; Viridiplantae; Streptophyta; Magnoliopsida; Rosales; Rosaceae. Gene Ontology annotation, biological process: regulation of DNA-templated transcription. The transcript has a single exon. Bases 52 to 978 code for a protein of 308 amino acids.
UCAUCAUCAGAGUACUUGCACCGAGUACGCGCUGAAGCUAGACCUCAGACCAUGACACUCCGACCUCACACUCUCUUCCUCCCUCAAGCCUCCUUAACCCCCCCAUCUCCUAAACCCUCCAAAAACCCUUCCAACUCCUUCACCCCAACUCUCAAUUCCCCAAUCUACCCCUCCCUCUCCCUCCACCACCACCACCCAACCACCCCCACCGACUCCGGCAUCCUCUUCCGCGAAAAGCUCAUCUACCUCGAAAGCCACCUCAACGUCAAUCCCCAAAAAGCCCUCCAUCUAAACCCCGACUUCCGCUCCUGCCCCCUCUCCUCCGUCAAGUCCGUCGAGCACUGCCUCUCCUCCAUGGGCAUCGAGCUCUCCGCCAUGGGCCGCAUCCUCGACAUGCACCCCCAGCUCCUCACCGUGGACCCCCACUCCCACCUCUACCCCGUCUUCGACUUCCUCCUCCACGACGCCCAUAUCCCCUUCCACGAUAUCCGCAAGUCCAUCGUCCGCUGCCCCAGGCUCCUCGUCUGUGACGUCAGCAACCAACUCCGACCCGCCUUGGAGUUCCUGACCCAACUAGGUUUUAAGGGCGUGACGUGCCAGACCACGGUCCUAUUGGUCUCGAGCGUCAGAGGUACCCUUUUGCCCAAGAUUGAGUAUUUGCAGAGUCUGGGCCUGAGUCACGCGGAGGUGGCCAACAUGGUGAUAAGGUCGCCGGCGCUGUUGACUCUCAGCAUACACAACAAUUUCAUGCCGAAAGUCGAGUAUUUAGUGCAAGAGAUGAAGAAAGAUGUGAAGGAGCUCAAGAGGUUUCCGCAGUACUUUUCGUUUAGUUUGGAGGGGAGGAUUAAGCCUAGGCACAGAUUGUUGGCUGAGCACGGCUUUUCGCUUCCGUUGAGGGACAUGUUGAGGGUUAGUGAUGGCGAGUUUAAUGCUAUGUUGAUUGAGAUGCGAUUGGAUUGCACAGGCUUGAGUCAUUAACUUGAAUUUUGUAUAUGGAAAUGAUAGUCAAAUUUUGAUGAUCUGCAUUUGCAUACCAUGGAGUGUUGAUUGUGUGCAUGUUCCCCCCUUUUGUUACUUGUGUUUAAGCUAGGUGAACAUAGCAGACUAGAGCUUCAUGUAGGCUGCUCAUGUUUUAUCAAGUGUUUGCGCAAAGUAUAGAAUCGUGAUUAACAUGAUUUUCAAUGGUAAUUCAGAUA